Messenger RNA from Gastrolobium bilobum, 2502 nucleotides. Its product is annotated as two-component response regulator ARR11-like. NCBI's taxonomy places the organism in Eukaryota, Viridiplantae, Streptophyta, Magnoliopsida, Fabales, Fabaceae. The transcript has 5 exons. Gene Ontology annotation, biological process: cytokinin-activated signaling pathway; phosphorelay signal transduction system. Gene Ontology annotation, molecular function: DNA binding. The record is from RefSeq and is a predicted model, not a curated record. The coding region runs from base 451 to 2226 and encodes 591 amino acids.
ACCCAAAGUAGAUAAUAGAAACACUAUUUAUUUUCACACCAUUUCGCAAAAACGAACAUUUUCUUUUAUCAGUCUUCUCAUCUCACUUUUCUCCUUUUAUCAAUCUGAACAUGGUAAAGCUAAACCAACCCAAUUGUUUUCCUCUAAUUCCCAUUACCAUUGUUCAUUAAAGUUUCCAACUUUUGAUCAAAUUUCAUCUCAUUCUCAUCAUGUAUUUAUUUGUCUUUUAUUCUUAAACUUCAAAAACAACUUGGCUGUUCCUAGUAUAGUAUUCUCUUCACCACAGAGGUAUUGGAGGAACAUAACCAAAAGGGGACAUAUACUAACGUGCGCUACUGGGGCCGUUAAUAUUCGUUAGUGCUCUUCUCUCUCUCUCUCUCUCUCUUUUUCUCCCAUUACCUUAAAAGCCAAACAAACCAACCCCAUUUUUUUUCUUGAAACUCACAGAAAAUGAUCCAUAGAUCACUUCUCUCUAACAACAUGGAUAAUGGUUGCUUCCCUUCUCCACGCCUAGAUGCUUUUCCAGCAGGUUUGCGAGUUCUCGUUGUUGAUGAUGACCCAACAUGGUUGAGGAUCCUUGAAAAGAUGCUCAAAAAGUGCUUUUAUGAAGUGACUACAUGCUGUUUAGCAUCAGAGGCUCUAAAAAAGCUUCGUGAAAGGAAAGAUGCAUAUGACAUAGUGAUCAGUGAUGUGAACAUGCCUGACAUGGAUGGUUUCAAACUUCUUGAGCAUGUUGGACUUGAGAUGGAUCUUCCUGUCAUUAUGAUGUCUGUUGAUGGAGAAACAAGCAGGGUGAUGAAAGGUGUUCAACAUGGAGCAUGUGAUUAUCUCCUAAAGCCUAUAAGGAUGAAAGAACUGCGAAAUAUAUGGCAACACGUCUUCAGAAAAAGGAUUCACGAGGCAAGAGAUUUUGAAGGUCAUGAGAGUUUUGAAGGCAUUCACUUAAUGAGAAGUGGAUCAGAUCAGUCUGAUGAUGGUAACCUGUUUGCUUUAGAAGAAAUGACCUCAAUGAAGAAAAGGAAAGAUGUAGAUAACAAACAUGAUGACAAAGAAUUUGGAGAUCAAUCUUCUACAAAGAAAGCUAGAGUAGUUUGGUCUGUGGAUCUUCAUCAGAAGUUUGUUAAAGCAGUGAAUCAGAUUGGAUUUGAUAAAGUUGGUCCCAAGAAAAUUCUAGAUUUGAUGAAUGUUCCAUGGCUGAGUAGAGAAAAUGUUGCUAGUCACUUGCAGAAAUACCGGCUCUACUUGAGUAGGUUGCAAAAGGAAAAUGAUCAGAGAUCUUCCUCAAGUGGAACAAAGCAUUCAGAUUCACCUUCAAAAGAUCCAGGAAGUUUUAGUUUUCUGAACUCUACAAACAAGCAACAAAAUGAUGUUGCAAUUGACAGCUUCAGCUACUCAGAUGGAACCUUACAACUUCAGCAUGAUGCUACAAGUCAUGAAGGUGAUCUCAAAAAAAUUGUGUCAGAGACUACAACAGAAAAAAGAAGAGCUUUGAUUUGUGACAUUCCAGACCCUAAGAAACGAAAGAGUUCACAGAUGGGCCUUAAUCACCCUUUUACACCUGUAGAUUCAGAAGCAAACCAUGCAGUAUUUGAUUGCAUCAUACCAACACAGUUCUCUUGGAGUGAAGUUCCAAAAAGGCCACUCAAAGAAGAACAAAAGACACUUGUUCCAUUAGAGGAUAGCUUAAGCCAGUUGCCAUUACAUGGCACGCAGCAUCACAUUCAGGUUAAUCAAUCACAAUCAUUUGCUUCAAUCAACACCAAUCCCUCUAUAACAGAAGAAGAGGUUGCUGCCUGUUUAAAAACCAAACCUUUUUAUGCUGAUUACAAAAGUGAUUAUGACAGUCCUGUGAGUUCAAUAGGAUCUGCAGUUGAUAUCUUUCCUAUUCAGUCCAAAAGCCUUAUAGUGAAUGAUCAAUCUUCUGAGCCCAUUUUCACUUCAAAUUUAGGCUUGAAAACACAGGGAUUAAAUCUCAGUUGCAUUUCUGAUCUGGAAUUUUACCAAAGAAACCUACUUUUAGGUGGUGGUGGUGUGGUAGCUUCUGCACCUUUGGAGGAGGACUUGCAUUUCUUUUUGCUACAAGGUGAAUGCUAUAAUACCAACUUCGGCCUGCAAAAUAUAGAGAUGUCAGAGUAUUAUGAUCCAAGGCUCAUUGGUGAAGUUCCUACUUAUUUACAUGAUGCAUCAGAUUAUUCAGUAGUAGAUCAGAGUCUAUUCAUAGCAUGAUCUGUCCUGCCCUUUUCUGCAUCAUGAACAAAAAAUUCAACUCCAAGCAUGAAAGGACCAUUUAGUAUUACUAAACCUUUUUUUUCAAGAAUUUCAACUUUAAGGGGUUGGGGUAUUCCUUUUCCAAUCGGCAAGGAUUUUGAUGUUGAAGCAUAUAUAAAAGUGGGUGAUGUGUGAUGACAAACAUUAAGCUUAUUAAUAAGCUUGCUUCCAUUUUUAAUAUUAUCAAACUGAAUAUUGGGAGAAGCAUUUUCUUGUGUUUGUAAGCCCACAAUA